Arabidopsis thaliana (thale cress) is the source of this 1216-nucleotide messenger RNA. It is a transcript of the gene ARFB1A, whose product is annotated as ADP-ribosylation factor B1A. Gene Ontology annotation, molecular function: GTPase activity; GTP binding; phospholipase activator activity. The transcript is spliced from 5 exons. Gene Ontology annotation, cellular component: Golgi apparatus. NCBI's taxonomy places the organism in Eukaryota, Viridiplantae, Streptophyta, Magnoliopsida, Brassicales, Brassicaceae. The record is from RefSeq and is marked reviewed. Bases 285 to 902 code for a protein of 205 amino acids.
CAGUCCUGCUCUGUGUCCUAAUGAGCUUUCGAGUUUGGAAAAGGACACAACAUUACCUCUCUUCCUUAGGGAAUUUAUUCUUUUCCAGCCUUUCUUCUAAUGGGACUUUGCCUUUUUGCUUGCCUUUACAAUCUGCAAAUCAAACUUUCAGUUAUUUUUUCUUUUCUCUCAUGUGUGUAAAAUACUCUUCAUAGAUCUCAUAUAAGUCCAAGCUUGAAUUGAAAUAUCAGAAGCUGUGUUUCUUUCACUGUAUCUAAGAUCCUUGUUUUUGUUUUUUGUUCUACAUGGGAGCCAGAUUUUCACGUAUAGCGAAAAGGUUUCUUCCUAAAAGUAAAGUAAGGAUUUUGAUGGUUGGUCUUGAUGGUUCAGGGAAGACUACCAUCCUUUACAAGUUGAAGCUUGGAGAAGUUGUCACAACAGUGCCUACUAUUGGUUUCAACCUCGAGACAGUAGAAUACAAAGGCAUCAAUUUCACUGUAUGGGAUAUAGGAGGACAAGAGAAGAUUCGCAAAUUGUGGAGACACUAUUUCCAGAACGCGCAGGGGCUCAUCUUUGUAGUGGACAGCAGCGAUAGUGAAAGGUUAUCAGAAGCUCGAAACGAGCUGCAUCGCAUACUAACCGAUAAUGAACUAGAAGGUGCAUGUGUACUUGUCUUUGCGAACAAGCAAGAUUCGAGAAAUGCUUUACCUGUAGCCGAGGUUGCCAACAAACUUGGUCUACACAGCCUAUCCAAACGUUGUUGGCUUAUACAAGGAACCUCAGCUAUCUCUGGGCAAGGAUUAUACGAAGGACUUGAGUGGCUAUCGACAACAAUCCCCAACAAACCCGAACGGUCUACUUCGGUUAGUAGUUUCCGGAGUGAUUCCUAUGAGAGGAAGCUGGUCCGAGGUCCGAGGUAUUAAAAGGCUUUAAAUGGUUACUCCAACGUAAAAAACAGAACGCACCAGAAAGGGCAAGUGUAUUUUUGUACUAGCUUGUUUGGUAUACGCUCUGAUUCGUACGAGCAACCAAAAUAGCUCUCUUCUGCGUUCUAUAUUUGUAUGAUUAUGUUGUUUUGUUUUCAAUGUUUCUCAUUGAGAACCAUAUUUGACUAUUACUCAUAUUAUGGUGUGAAUAAGGUUUUCUAGGGUAUAUAUCUUUACGAGUUUACGUACACCCUUUACAUGAUGAAUAUUUUCUCGUUCUUACUUUAGAAUUUAACAUAUUUUAUUUUAUU